AAAGAAGGAUCUCGGGUCGACAUCCAGCGUGGGACUAUUUGAACUCACAUCGUGCUGUUAACAUUCAUAACUCACUUCUCGAUUACUUUGUUGUGUUCCUUCCAAAGGCUCUGUCUCUCUGUAUUUUACAGGCCUGGCUGGCUUAGCGCUUAUUAUUUAUUUUUUAUUGCACGAGCAGAUUUUCCAACAUUUGCAGCAACCUGGGUAGAUUUAACAUCUUCCUCUUCAGACUCAAAGGCAUAUUUACCCCCCUUCACCGAGGUACCCAAUUACAUCAUUAUUAUACUCUUCCAUGAUCUUAAUGGUGGUUCGUCUUGUGUCCGGCUUCUCUCCGGUCUUUCUAACUGGGCUUCCACCGCUAGAACUAGCGCUAGGAGGAUAAAAGUGUCCGUUGAUAACGGACGAGAUACACACACUGCCAUCUUCUGCAGCAUUUUGUAAAACUGCUUGUGUUUCCAUUCUGAAUCUUCAGUACUUUUUCAAAAGGUAAUUUCAAUUAAGGGAACAGAUGAGAGGAAGGAUGAGUGUACUAGCUGAGAUUAGGAGCACUCAAUUAAUAUACUAUCUUCCGACGUUGCUUUUAACAAAGACGCAAGAUGAUCAGACUGGGGACUGUCUGAACUGCGAAUUCCUUCAUGUCCUACCUCUACGAAUGGUAGAUAAAUGAGCUGUACGUUCUUGUUUUGAUACGUGCAUGAGCAGCUGUGCAGAGGUAUACACAACCAAAGCUUUACCCUCAUGCCACAGCAUUUUUCUUUCGAAAACUGCAACCUAAUGUCUUAAAACCUUUUUUGUUGAUAUUGAGCACUGGAAGGGGCUGCCCAGGGAAGUGAGGGAGUCCCCAUCCGUGAACAUACUGCAAAGACGUGGUGCCGAGGGACAUGGGUUAGUGGUGGCCGUGGCAGGGUGAGGGGAGGGCUUGGACUUUGGGAGCUCAAAGGGCUUUUCUAACCCAAAUGAUUCUGUGGUUCUAGUGGUACUUUGGUGUCAAGGAGUCUGUUCCUGAUGUCAGUGACACCUUUGUGCUAGGCAGGAGGCAGCCCUGUUGCCCAGGAAGCCCUCGGGGUCUCUGCCCCGUCUCUGGGCCCCAGGGAGCCCUUGGCGCCUCUCCCCAUUCCUGGGCCCCAGGGAGCCCCACUGUGAUGUCAGAGUGCUCUGCCCACAGCCCCACAGCGACGGGGGAAGGAACAAAAUGCCACCUGACAGUUGCCCGGGGCAGUUGGUCCUGGAGAGCUGCUUCGGCCUGACCAGGCAACGACUCAGAGUGAGGAGGGAGGUGUGAGCAGGGAGCCUACCUCUGCCCAGAGAUGCCGAGAAGAAGGGCAACCAGAGCAAGACGCCGACCGGCCGGCCGGAUUGCAGAGGAGAAAGCAGUGGAGCCAACCCUCUGCCAGCAGAGCAGUACCGUCUGUGUAGAGCCAGAUGUCGUCUUGCCACCAGCUUCUGGCUCGGACACUGCACGAGCACAGCCUGUGGCAGGGCACCACAAAGGCCGAGAUGUUGCAGGGAUGAUCUUCAGCCUGGCCUGCACACUGGCAGUCUGCCUGUGGAACCGGCUGCAACACUCACACACCUUUGCUAGGCUGAAGACAUCUCUGGAGAACAAGAGGUUUAGGGCAGCCCUGGAAAACAAGUUCUUGUUGACACUUGUAGUGCUUCUCGUUGGUGUUUACUGUGGGACCUUGCUGUCAGCGUGGAGGAUGCAGGCAAAGGCAGGCACAGAGGAACAUGAGCAGGGAGCAUUGAAGAUGGCUUUGGAAGACAAAAUGAUGAAUUCUGACUGGGCCCUGAAAAGCCUGGGUGCCACCAUUGACGUGAAGAGAACUUCCACAACUUACCAGUGCAAAUGGAAUUGGUUCUACAACAUGUUGAACAGAGGGGGUGAUGAGGACGGGCCCGAUACCAUCUUGCAGACGGAUGUCUCCCCAGGCAAACGCUGGUGCUUCUGUGGGCAUUACGGCCGGCUUGUCAUCAGGCUGCCAGCCCCAGUCCACCCGACUGCCAUCGCUGUGCAGCACGUCGCUGAGGAAGGCUCCUUGUCUGUGGCUGCCAGCAGUGCUCCCAGAGACGUGGCUGUCUAUGGACUGGAUGCUGAUGGAGAUGAGGAAGCUUGGCUCGGUUUGUUCAUGUACGAUGUGGAAAAAGAGGCCAUUCAGCCCUUUCGUCUGAAGAACACGCUGCACCCCAGAGCCUUUUCUUACAUCAAAGUGCUUGUACUGAACAACUGGGGAAACUCCGAGUACACCUGCAUUUCUCGAGUGUGGGUUCAAGGGAAGAUGGCAAAACCGGAGAGACCCUUCUGAAAGCCGAGAGUGAAAAUGUUGUUGGGUUUGGGGGGAGACAUUUUUUCUUUUUUGAUGGUCUGCAGUAGUCCCUAGUGGUUGUUGAAAAGGUGUCUUGCAGAUUUCUUGAGCCCUUUUCAUGAACUCUCAGUUCCUUCUUCCCUGUAUGGUCUUUGUCAUAGGUCCUCUGUUUGUAGAGCUCUCGGGUUUCUUAUCUUGGUCUUGCUGGGUUAUCUGCACACCCUUCCCCUGGCUCUGAGUUGGGCCCACCUCUGUCUCAGGCCGGGCCAACCUGGCACCUCUGCGACUACUGUUUGAGAAGGGAAGUCUGCAACCUUCCCUUCCUGGGAGGACCCCACAGCGGAGGCCCCGCGCCGCGUGUGGAGGCUGCUGGAGCAGGCCAUGUUGGGCCAGGGGCCGGCCGCGGAGCAGACCCACACGGGAGCCAGCACUGAGGCGCUGCAGCCUUCGAGACGGACACAUGUCUAGCUGAUGUGUGAGGAACCCAGUGCUGGGGCAGGGGAACUGCGAGGAGACCCUGCCUGGGGGUGAGACAAGAGGCGGGAGCCAUUGGGGAAGGAUUGACUGAAACCCCCCUUUCCCUGUGCCUCUGUGCUGCUGAGGGCAGGGGGAAGCAGAGCUACUGGGACCAGGAAGAGGGGAUGGAUGGGGAAAAGAUGGUCUGAAGGGCCUGAUCCUACUCUUCUUCAUCAUCCUACUUUGUUUUGCGUCUGUUAAUUAUUUUUUGGUUGAUGGCUGAUUAAAUAAAUCUUCAUUUUCUUCCCCGA
This is a messenger RNA of Colius striatus (speckled mousebird), 3070 nucleotides long. Its product is annotated as SUN domain-containing protein 5-like. Gene Ontology annotation, molecular function: protein-membrane adaptor activity. The transcript is spliced from 10 exons. The record is from RefSeq and is a predicted model, not a curated record. Gene Ontology annotation, cellular component: meiotic nuclear membrane microtubule tethering complex; nuclear envelope. Lineage: Eukaryota; Metazoa; Chordata; Aves; Coliiformes; Coliidae. The coding region runs from base 1308 to 2303 and encodes 331 amino acids. Gene Ontology annotation, biological process: nuclear envelope organization.